AUGGUUUUUUAUUCUUUUGUACUGGUGAUGAAGCCACGACAACGUCGAUUCACUUCGCAGGCGUUGCGUGAGAUCGGUGUUGCUGUCUAUAGCAACGGUGGUCUUAUCAGAAGCAUCACAAACGAGGGGAUUAUGCGGCCCUAUAGUCGCUUCCGUGAUGCAGACAAUACGCCCUUAACGUAUGCACGGUAUAUUAUACUUCAGCUUGACAUGGGUGAGGAAGAAAUGGGAAAGGUAGACAAAAUCAUACGGGAACAUCAGGACGUUUUGAUGGCGCUAAAGUUGAACAACCUGGAGCGACCGGUGGGUAUACGAAGUGGGAAUAAAGAACUACAGGCCGCUUACUUUCCGCUGGACACUUUCACGCGACUUGAGGAGGAAAUUAACUGGUCACCUCAGACCUCAGCAGAUAUUUACACACAGUUGGAGAUGAACUGGAAGGAAUUCUCCCGCACACGUUGGUCCAGUUUUCUGAGAAACUGA
Trypanosoma brucei brucei TREU927 is the source of this 483-nucleotide messenger RNA. RefSeq lists its product as hypothetical. The transcript has a single exon. Lineage: Eukaryota; Euglenozoa; Kinetoplastea; Trypanosomatida; Trypanosomatidae. The record is from RefSeq and is a predicted model, not a curated record. The coding region runs from base 1 to 483 and encodes 160 amino acids.